Messenger RNA from Arabidopsis arenosa, 1143 nucleotides. Lineage: Eukaryota; Viridiplantae; Streptophyta; Magnoliopsida; Brassicales; Brassicaceae. The record is from the annotation of a GenBank genome assembly.
CUUCAAGCUUCAACCCUAAAAUUCUAGAUCUGUGAUUCUUGAGAGAUCUAGCUGGUGUUUCCUCUGAAAUUUUCUUAUAUGCUUGUAGAAAGGUUGGAGAAAGUAGUGAGGGGUUGUGGGUUGUGAAAUGAAAGAGAUCGAAUUGCUAGCUGCAAGGGCGUCUGGUUGGGUCGAAGCCGGGACGGGAAAGAGUCGUCUCCGGGAUUUCUUUUCUUCUUUGUUAACGAGUCUUGGAGGAGCGUUACUUCAGAUCACAGAAGAAGAAGACGAACAACAAGUUUCAGAUAUAAUGUCGUCUACAGUCUCUGAUCUUCCUCAUCAACGUGGAAUCGCAGGCGAAAUCAAAUCGAAGAAUGUUGCGGGACAUGGAAGACAAAACCGAAAAGUUCUUGGAGACAUUAGUAAUCUCGUCACUGGUCGUGAUAUUGUACCCGGAAAGGAUCUUAUGAAGAAGGUGAAACCGCAGACAAAAGCCGAGGCUGCGAGUGGACCGAAGGAUGCUGUGAUUAACAUUGAUGAUGUCGAUGCUAACAACGAACUGGCUGCUGUGGAAUAUGUAGAUGACAUCUUCAAGUUUUAUAGGACUGUAGAAGAGGAAGGAGGAAUCAAAGAGUAUAUAGGAUCACAGCCUGAGAUAAACGAGAAGAUGAGAUCGAUUCUGAUCGAUUGGCUUGUAGAUGUUCACAGGAAGUUUGAGUUGAUGCCAGAAACGCUUUACCUCACCAUUAACCUCGUUGAUCGGCGCUAUGCUUAUAUGCUUAUUCAAGGUAAGUCACUAUUCUCAUCUGACGAAGCGCUUCUCGCAGUGCCCUCUACUAAGAAACUCGUGGCCAAGUAUGCGAAUUCCAACGAAGAGUUCGAGAGGGCAUUUGUGAAAUCCAUGAUCAAGAUGAGUAGUAUCAGUGGGAAUGGUAAUGAGGUCAGACUUAAUUGCAGAAGGGUUCGCUAGAAUCACAAUCUACGCUUCCAACAUCGAGUUACUACAUUUAUGUCUUUCAAUUUCUCUCGUCACAUUGAUUACUUGUGUGAAUGGGCCUUUUUUAAUGAUUAAGGCAGAGGUCCUUGUAUCAUAAUUAUUUAUCAUUCUCUCGUGUGUGCUUGUAUAGGCAUUUGUUUUACAAGUAAUAAAAUAUUUUCUUUUUU